Molecule: messenger RNA, 2271 nt
Organism: Hyla sarda
Lineage: Eukaryota; Metazoa; Chordata; Amphibia; Anura; Hylidae
Gene: CLDN5
Product: claudin 5
Exons: 1
Coding region: 87-728 (213 amino acids)
Biological process (GO): bicellular tight junction assembly; cell adhesion
Cellular component (GO): bicellular tight junction; plasma membrane
Molecular function (GO): structural molecule activity
Source: RefSeq, a predicted model, not a curated record
UUGGAGAAGCUGGAGGCUCAGACGCACAUUGGCAUUGCCUGGCACAUCUGGGAGAGUGAGGUCUACAAUCCGCUACAAAGCACAGGAUGGGCUCUCUGGUUCUGGAGAUGAUGGGGCUGACCAUCGCCGUCGUCGGCUGGGUUGGGGUGAUCCUGGCAUGUGCUCUGCCCAUGUGGGAGGUCUCUGCCCACAUCCACAGUAGUAUCGUGACCGCUCAGACCCACUGGGAAGGACUGUGGAUGAGCUGCGUGAUCCAGAGCACCGGGCAGAUGCAGUGCAAGGUGUUUGACUCUGUCCUGUCGCUGCCCUCGGUUACACAGGUGGGCAGGGCGCUCUCUGUGGUGGCAUCUAUCCUGGGCAUCAUCGCCCUGCUGGUCACUGUAGUCGGAGCCCAGUUUACCGUCUGCUUGAAGGGCAGCAGCCUGAAGAGCCGCUUCGUGUUCGCCGGUGGAGUGAUGUACGUCCUGACAGGACUGCUGGUGCUCAUCCCGCUCUGCUGGACUGCCAACAAAGUCAUCAAGGACUUCUUCGACCCGAACGUGUCCCCCUCCCAGAAGAGGGAGAUGGGGGCAUCCCUGUAUGUUGGCUGGGCCGCCUCUGCCCUCCUAUUCCUCGGUGGGGUCCUGAUCUGUCUGUCCAGCCGGGGGCAGCUGGCACAGCCGGUGAAGUACUCACCCUCCCGGAGACCGACCUCCAAUGGGGACUACGACAAGAAGAACUACGUGUAAGGACCGAGAGGGUGACGGACACUGGUCACUCGGGAGCGGGCACAGCCCUGGCACCUGUAGAGGAAGGGACUCUCCUACAAUUUGCCUCCAUGGACAGCUGGCCAACCACUAGACUCAGGCUGGUGCAUGGGUACAGGUGACCCUCCGUGCCACGGGCAUCAUCACAGCUAGAUGACUGGAAGUGAAGUGUGUAUAUAUAUGUAGAUAUGUAUAUUCUGUAUAGUCUGUGUUAUGGCGGUGCCCUCAGUGCCCUCCUCUCUGCACAGCAUGGCAUCAUGACUGGAUCUUGUUUUCCUUGCGGGCUAUGCCCAGCCCCGGUCUGUGACAGGCACUUAGCGGGUAAUCGGAUUGAGGAGCUUUGCUUUAGCGCAUUACAGUGGGCAGAGGAAGGAGCUGGGUGCCAGGUCAUAGAAAGGAAGGGGCCUUGGCAUCCCCUGCAGGUUCAGGAGAGGGGGUGGGGGGCUUGUUUCUUUCCUCUCUUAUGUAUUGAUCUUUAGUUUUUUUAGUACUAAAUCCCAAAGCAGCUGGUAGGGCUGAGUUCACACUGGUGAUAGUGGCAUGGCAGAAAAGAUGUGGGUUUUGUGGCAUAAACUCUUUGCAUAGAACACUGUGCCAUCUGCUAUGGCUGACGUUUUUAGUCACCACAGCUCCUAAAACGCAACCUAAAAAUCUAAGUGUAAACUUGGUCUUAUGUAACGCUAGAGUUGAGUGUGCCUCCAACUUUUGCAAAACUACAACUCCCAGCAUGCCUGAUCAGCCAUGUUUCCCAAUUGGUGUGCCUCCAGCUGUUGCAAAACUACAACUCCCAGCAUGCUUGAUCAGCCAUGUUUCCCAACUAGUGUGCCACCAGCUGUUGCAAAACUACAACUCCCAGCAUGCCUGAUCAGCCAUGUUUCCCAACUGGUGUGCCUCCAGCUGUUGCAAAACUACAACUCCCAGCAUGCCUGAUCAGCCAUGUUUCCCAACUGGUGUGCCUCCAGCUGUUGCAAAACUACAACUCCAGCAUGCCCGGACAGCCUUUGGCUGUCCGGGCAUGCUGGGAGUUGUAGUUUUGCAACAGCUGGAGGCACACUGGUCGGGAAAGACUGAUCCAGUGUUUUUUGCAGAGUGGAAACUCUCCAGUUGAUGCUUCCUGUUACUGGAAAAGUUGGGUGAACAGCAGGUGUCACUACAAUUGGGGGAGGAAAGUUGCCCUACAGAAAGUCACCAUGUACCCCAAACCUGUACUCUUGCCCCCAUACAUGUACUGAUGUGGGGAUGUCAUUGAUACAAGUAUAGCCAAUAAUUUAACCCUACACUCACCAGAACAUAACUUAAUAACAUUGUAUCCAUAGAAGCGGAAUGUUUUGGAAAGCAAGGAUAAAUACAAGUCCCCGUCAUGGCAAUGCGCCUCAUCAGUGUCUUCCGAAACUCUAGUUUUCUCUCUAUGAAAAGUGUUUUACAUUUGUUGUAAUUCUGUGAUUGAGAAUUCAUUUUAUUUAAAUGUAUGUAUUUUUCAAAAAAAUAAAAUAAAAAAUUCCGGAUAAAUAAAUGAUUUUUUAAG